GCGAGGCGCUGCCGCGCCGGAGUGGGCUCUGGCGGUGGUCCCUCGCGGCGGGCCCCCCGCCAAAAGCCGGAGGUUCGACGCGAGCAUGGUGGUGGGCGCGCGCGACCUGUGCUGGAUCUGGGAUUUGCUGGCCGUGUUGGUCAAGGACCUCCCUGCCGACGCGCCGAUAUUCCGGGGCUUGGCGCUGCCAGAGCUUGAGGGGAUGUGCCGUGGGAUGAGCGAGAGCCUGGGCUCCCCCGUGGUUCCGCACGGCCUUCGACGUGUCGGGUCGAGCCACGACGCGUUGGUGCGCAGAGUGGCGCUGGAGGACAUCCACCUUGGAGUUCGGUGGGUGUCGCUGGAGAGCUGCAGGAUGCGCGCCAAGCCGGCCAGCCUUGUCAGGUCGCUCGCGCGGGCUUCUGACGUGCAGCUCCAGCGGGCGAGGAACAUCCAGCAUGAUCUCCCGAACCGCACCAUUGCCGUGGUCAGUGAG
Prorocentrum cordatum is the source of this 472-nucleotide messenger RNA. The record is from the annotation of a GenBank genome assembly. Lineage: Eukaryota; Dinophyceae; Prorocentrales; Prorocentraceae.